This is a messenger RNA of Phasianus colchicus (ring-necked pheasant), 2578 nucleotides long. It is a transcript of the gene ETFBKMT, whose product is annotated as electron transfer flavoprotein subunit beta lysine methyltransferase. Lineage: Eukaryota; Metazoa; Chordata; Aves; Galliformes; Phasianidae. Gene Ontology annotation, cellular component: mitochondrial matrix. Gene Ontology annotation, molecular function: protein-lysine N-methyltransferase activity. The record is from RefSeq and is a predicted model, not a curated record. Gene Ontology annotation, biological process: peptidyl-lysine trimethylation.
ACAGCUUCUACGGGCAGAACUCAGCUCCUCAGGAGGCGCACGGCUGAGCUGCCGCUUUAAGGGGGCGGGGUGGGGGCGGGCGCGGCGUGGCGCAGCGCGGCGGGCGGAGCGGAGCGGUGCCGGCAGCAGCAGGAAUCGUAACCCAUCACUAUGAAAAACAGCAUGCUGUGAACUUGCUUCAAGCCUUCUGCCUCAUUAGCUGUCCCCAACCAGCUGUGCUCUGAGCUUGCCUUUGAGGACAUGGCCUUCAGCAGCUGGAAGCAGCUGCUGCUGUUGGGCAAGGCCUGCAGGAGGGGAGGCCCUGCUCUGCGCUGGAAGCGCUGCUGCCACUGGAGUGCUGGCAAGUCGCUGGACCCUGAGGUGAGAGCAUUUUUGGAAGAGAACACGGAGGUGACCAGCAGUGGGCACCUGACACCAGAGAUCCGGCUGCGCCUCCUCACCCCUCGCUGCAGGUUCUGGAGGGAAAAGCCUGACCUGUGGCCAUAUGGGGAUCCGUUCUGGGCAAUUUACUGGCCAGGAGGCCAAGCCCUGUCCAGGUACAUUUUGGAUAAUCCAUGUGUUGUUAAAGGGCGAUCUGUUUUGGAUCUUGGAAGUGGAUGUGGAGCAACAGCAAUAGCUGCUGUGAUGAGUGGUGCAUCUCAAGUCCUUGCUAACGACAUUGACCCCAUUGCAGGAAUGGCAAUGAUUUUGAACUGCGAACUGAACCACGUUACUCCCUUUCCCAUCACCAUUAAGAAUAUCAUUAACUCAGAAGCUGGCAAGUGGGACCUCAUUGUUCUAGGAGAUAUGUUUUAUGAUGAACAACUUGCUGAUGAUCUUCAUCACUGGCUGAGGAAAUGCAUCAGGAUACAUGAAACUGAAGUGCUGAUCGGUGACCCUGGCAGGCAUCAGUUUUUAAGCCACAGCAUUCACAAUCAGUUGUGUAAAGUUAUAGAAUAUUCACUUCCCGAGUAUACUAGACAAGAAAACAAUGGAUUAACAUCAAGUAUUGUCUGGAGUUACCAGCCCUCAAAUAGCUUAGAAAGCCGUUAAAAGUGGUUCUCUAAUGAACUUUGUCUCACCUGGCUGUUUUCUGAGUAUACUAAAUGAAAAUAGGAAUUGAACAUGGAACGCAUCUGUUGAUACCGAGUACUGUUCCUUCACCAUACUUAUUUCAGUCAUGUUCAUUGAGGCUUUGCUCUGUUCGAGGUAAAACUACAUGCAAACUUUAUUCAGCAAGGCAUGAAGUGCAAAUCCAAAGAUAAUUACACUUUGGAAUUUGCAUGCUUGAUGUUUUAAUCUGUGUUAAUCUCACUCUUUGACACCAUUGUGAAACAUUUUAGAUAUCCAGUAUACCCCGUGGAGAGAGAGGAGGGUGGUUGAGAGAUUACUGUGCUGCUUUCACACUGUUCUGCAGCUUAUUUACAGAAAGAUGUGAAAAUGAAAAAUGUAAAGAUGUAGAUUAUUAUGUUAUACUUAAUUCCAAGUGCCUUACUUUUUUUUUUUUUUUGCUAAUCUCUUCUAAAUGUCCAAGUAAGUAAUUUGAGGCUCCCCCUUCCCUCUAAAAUAAAAAAAAUAAAUGCUGCUCUACCUUGAAGCUGUCAAGAAUGAUUAUUUAGGGAGUUGCAAUUGAAUCUAAAACAUGCAGCUUGUGCUGUAGCUGAAGUGUUUAAUGACUAAACAGCCACAGAGUAACAAUCCUUCAAAGAGAACAUUUAAGCACGUCUAUGUUCUCUAACACUGCAAGCAUAAAAAAAGAUAGUUGAUUGUGAUGGGAAACAGAAUCACAGACAGGCUGAGGCUGGAAGGGGCCUCUGGAGGUCAUCAGGUCAAACCUCCUGUUCAGUAGGGACACCCAAAGCAGUAUGCUCAGAGGAUUCUCCAGGCAGCUUCUAAAGAUCUCCAGGGAGGAGAUUCCACAACCUCUCUGGCAACCAUGUGCCAGCACUCUGUUACCUGUACAGUAAAGGAGUGUUUCCUGAUGUUCAGAUGUAACUUCAAAGCAAAUAACGAUCGUGUUUUGCAGUUAACUACAACAUAAGCAGCGGUAGGGAGCUAAACACCAAAGAAGGGAACACGAUGCACCCACAACUAUCCAAACCCUACAUGAUGUGGUAGAUGCUUAUAACUAUGAAAAAGUGUGUGGCACUCAGAAAGAGAGAUGCUUACAAAGUAGGAAGUGAACACUCAUACAAAUAUGACAUUCAUAUGUCAUAAAAAUGUAUCUUAACACAUUUUCAGAAACAUUCAAACAGAAGACUUACUGGCUUUAAUAUUCAAAGCAAUAUACAAAUAUUCAGCAGUGCUCACCCAAGAAUAUACAACUGUAACAGACAGGUACAAUAUAAAAUAUGAACUGGUAAACACAUACACAAUGUUCAUCUCCAGCUUCACUCUUGCACUCUUAAGCAUUUAUUAAAAUGACUGUGACUCAACCUGAAUCAAAAACGAUUCCAGUAGAAGGAUGCUAGUAACAAACCUAUCAAAGAGCAGUCUUAAGCUCUGGAAGUGAAGGAUUUAUUGAGACUCAAAAUUUUAAGCCUAAGAAUGCAGUAUUACUCAUCACACUGAUGUACUGUUUUUUUUGUUUUUUUUUAAA